This is a messenger RNA of Chondrus crispus (carragheen), 1273 nucleotides long. RefSeq lists its product as hypothetical. Gene Ontology annotation, molecular function: DNA binding; 5'-3' exonuclease activity; 5'-flap endonuclease activity. The record is from RefSeq and is a predicted model, not a curated record. The coding region runs from base 1 to 1197 and encodes 398 amino acids. The transcript has 2 exons. Lineage: Eukaryota; Rhodophyta; Florideophyceae; Gigartinales; Gigartinaceae.
AUGGGUAUCAAAGGGCUUACAAAGCUCAUCGGCGACAACGCCCCACGCGCCAUCAAGCAGCAGGAUGCCAAAGCGCUGUUCGGCCGCAAGGUCGCCAUCGACGCCUCCAUGUGCAUCUACCAGCUGUUGGUUGCCGUGCGCAUGGGCGCCGACAACCUGACCAAUGAGGACGGCAUGGUCACAUCGCACCUCAACGGCCUCUUCUACCGCACCAUCCGUCUCAUCGAGCUGGGCAUCAAGCCCAUAUUCGUCUUCGACGGCAAGCCCCCGUCCAUGAAGGGCGGCGAGCUUGCCAAGCGCGCCGAGGCGAAGAAGGCCGCCGAGGAGGCCGCCAAGAAGGCCGAGGAGGACGGCAACCUCGAGCUCGCCGAAAAGUUUGCCCGCCGCGUCAACCGCAUCACCCCCGAGAUGAUGGCCGCGUGCAAGACCCUCGUCCGCGCCAUGGGCGUCCCCGCCGUCGAGGCCCCCUGCGAGGCCGAGGCCCAGUGCGCAGAGCUGGUCAAGCACGGCCUGGCGUACGCCACCGUCAGCGAGGAUAUGGACUCGCUCACGUUUGGCACCAACAAGCUCGUGCGCCAGCUAUGGUCCGGCGUCAGCGCGUCCGCGCAGAAGAAGGGGCACACGCCUACCGAGUUUUCGCUCGACGUCCUGCUGGAGGACCUCGACUUAAAGAUGCAUGAAUUUGUUGACCUGUGCAUUUUGUGCGGUUGCGAUUACGUCGACGGCAUUAAAGGCGUCGGCGUCGUCAAGGCCCUCAGCUUGAUGCGCGAGCACAAGGACCUGGCCAAGGCGGUCGAGGCGCUCAAGCGCUUGGACAGGUACGAGGUGCCGGACCCGUACCCCGUGGACGCAUUGCGGGAGAUGUUUUUCAAGCCCGAGAUCACGGCUGCUAAGGAUGUGUCUUUGAAGUGGGGUAAACCGGAUGAGGCGGCCAUCAAAAAAUUGAUGGUCGAGGACAACCAGUUCGAUGAAACGAAGAUUGCCAACGGGAUCAAGCGGCUAUUGUUGGCUCGCAAGACGUCCAACCAGGUCCGGGUCGACUCUUUUUUUAAGCCUAAGAGCGCUCCAAAUGCGGGUGCUCUCGCAGCAAAGCGUAAGGCCGCGGCGCUUGCGGCAAAGUCAAAGGGGAAGAAGAGGCGGAGUCCGGGGUUGUCAAAAGGGAAGAUUAUGAAGAAGGGCAAGUUGGGGAACAAGUAGAUGUGUUGUAAAUAGUGUGACUCACUUCAUCCUUACACCUAAAAUUUUCUUUAAUUUUCAAAAAUAAUUCUUCGUU